Penicillium odoratum is the source of this 387-nucleotide messenger RNA. Its product is annotated as extracellular guanyl-specific ribonuclease RntA. The transcript is spliced from 2 exons. Bases 1 to 387 code for a protein of 128 amino acids. The record is from RefSeq and is a predicted model, not a curated record. NCBI's taxonomy places the organism in Eukaryota, Fungi, Ascomycota, Eurotiomycetes, Eurotiales, Aspergillaceae. Gene Ontology annotation, molecular function: RNA binding; RNA nuclease activity.
AUGCAAUACGCUAAGAUCCUCGCCCUCACAGUCUUCAUGACAGGCACCCUAGCCAUUCCCCUCGAGAAAUUCACUCGCGCAUGUGCCUACACCUGCGGUACAGUCUGCUACACCAGCAGCGCUGUCAGCGCCGCCCAGGCCGCAGGCUACAAGCUUGAAGCCGCCAGCGAGACUGAUGACGACUACCCUCAUGUUUACCACGAUUAUGAGGGCUUCGACUUCUCUGUUUCUGCCCCGUACUAUGAGUUUCCCAUCUUGAGCUCUGGAAAGGUGUAUACUGGUGGAUCACCGGGUGCGGAUCGUGUAAUCUUUAAUGGUGAUGAUGAACUUGCGGGUGUUAUUACUCAUACUGGGGCCUCGGACGAUGAUUUUGUUGCUUGUACUUGA